This is a messenger RNA of Jaculus jaculus (lesser Egyptian jerboa), 2472 nucleotides long. It is a transcript of the gene Amz1, whose product is annotated as archaelysin family metallopeptidase 1. The record is from RefSeq and is a predicted model, not a curated record. NCBI's taxonomy places the organism in Eukaryota, Metazoa, Chordata, Mammalia, Rodentia, Dipodidae. Gene Ontology annotation, biological process: proteolysis. The transcript has 7 exons. Bases 331 to 1839 code for a protein of 502 amino acids. Gene Ontology annotation, molecular function: metallopeptidase activity.
GAAUCAACGAGUGACAGUGAUGUGCUCACCACAGGCUGGCCACUGUGCUGUGACCAGAACGUGGUGACCGCUGUCCUUGUCCCUGCCUCUAGCCACAUGCCGAAGCCAGCCGUUGCCCAGGGCAUCAGCAGGCCUGGAGGUGCCCGUGCCUCCCCUUACUGAGGAGGUCCAGUGCCAGGCAGAGUUGGCAGACGUUCACCUGCUGGGAACCCCUGGUGGUUGCUCCCAUCAUCCCUAAGGAAGGUUUUGGAAGAGACUGUGGCUGUCCUCUGGGAAAUUCAUGGGCUGCCACAGGAGCUCCAGGGAGUGGCCAGGUGCCACGCAGACACCAUGCUGCAGUGUAAACCAGCCCAGGAGUUCAGCUUCGGCCCCCGAGUACUGAAGGAUGCUCUAAUCUCCCGCAAAGCCGCCUUGCAGCAGCUCUAUGCCUCGGCGUUCUCCCCGGCUGAGAAGCUCUUCCUGGCCGAGGCGUACAACCCGCAGAGGUCCCUCUUCAGCUCACUGUCCAUCUACUCAGCCUUCGACUGGCUCCUGAGCUGCCCCGAGGCCCCCGAGGACUUUGAGACCUUCCAUGCCUCCCUGCAACUCCGGAAGCACAGCCUGGCCUCCAGGAAGCACAUUUACCUGCAGCCCAUAGAUUUGAGCGAGGGGCUGGCAGGAUGCCCCCUGCUGGACCACCUGCGGAGCUGUGCCGAGGCCUUCUUCCUGGGCCUGCGGGUCAAGUGCCUACCCUCAGUGACCGCCACGUCCAUCCACUGUUCCUCGCGGCCCAGACGGGACUCUGACAGGCUCCAGCUCCACACAGAUGGAAUCCUGGCCUUCUUGAAGAACAACAAGCCAGGAGACGCGCUGUGUGUGCUGGGCCUUACGCUGUGGGACCUGUACCCCCAGGAGGCUUGGCAUUUCACCUUCAGCAAGUUCCUCCCAGGGCAUGAAGUGGGUGUAUGCAGUUUUGCCCGAUUUUCUGGGGAGUUCCUGCAAGAGGGGCCCAGUGCCCCUGACCCGACCGUGGUAGAGGUGGCAGCAGAUGUCCCUGAGACCCAGCCGCAGGACCAAGGCCGGACCCUGUGUUUCAGCGCCCUGGGCAUGGUGCAGUGCUGUAAGGUCACCUGCCACCAGCUCUGUCACCUCCUGGGCUUGGGAAGCUGCCGCUGGCUGCGCUGCCUCUUACAGGGAGCACUCAGCCUGGACGAGGCACUGAGGCGGCCCCUGGACCUCUGCCCCAUCUGUCUGCGGAAGCUGCAGCACGUCCUCGGCUUCAGGCUCGUGGAGAGGUACAAGAGACUCCACGCCUGGACCCAGGCAUCAGCAGGGAUGUGGUCUGGCCAUGAGGCUGGGGAGCCUUCCUUAUCCGAAGACACCCUCCCCUGCAGCACUGAUUCUGGCAUGGGCUACGAAAGUGACUCAGAGCCGGUCACCAGCCUGUCUGAGCCCCUCAGCCCGGAUGCAUGGAGCCAUCCCUUCCCUGAUGGGCCUGACCCAGGGCCGGAGGAUGGCCUGAGUUCCCUGGUGGCCUUGGACGUGCAGCUGAAGCUCGGGGCAUCCACGGAGGCCAUUGAAGAGUACGGACGGUGGCUGGCUGCAUGCGUCCGGGCCCUGGAGCGGGAGGUGCCUGAGGAGGAGCUGGCCCAAGUAGACAGGGCUGUUGAUGCCCAGGACCGGUGGGAGAUGUUCACAGGGCAGCUGCCGUCCCGCAGGAAGGACUUGCCCUGUGUCAGGGACAGUGCGGGGCUUUGCAGGGUCCUGGGGGACAAGUUCUCCAACCUGAGGCGGCGGCUGACCACACGCAGACUCCCUAAGGCUGAGUCUUCCCCCUGUCGUUGGGAGGGAGAGAAUUAGCUUAGCAAGAUGGAUGACCCAAUGCACAGAAGUCAGCUCCUGUCGUCCCUCCUGAGGACAGCCACUGACCAUAGUUAUCCAGUGUCCAAGGGUACCCUCCUGACUUAGUCCAGAAGCCAAAGGGCUCUUUGGGUAGCUGGCUACACAAUCCCCAUGGCACAUGGCCUACAAGCUGUGGCUGAGAGGCAAGAGGUAGCAGUGGGCUGGCUUUCUCCCUGUGGGAAGCCACUCUGAUUCCUCCAGUUAUUUACAGUGAGGGCCCCGGGUGACCAUGGGGCACUGGCUUUGUGGCUACCAACCUGGCUUCGAAGUCCAAGACAGAGUCCCCCUUAAAUCAGGGGUUUUGUUUCUAGCUGGCAUAGGCCACACAUAGGGUUAUUUUCUGUGGUGUGAAUGGCCUGUACAGGCCUGUCUGAGCGUGGAGAAUGGGCCUGGCAGGGCCAGCCCUUUCUGCAAAGGCUGCAGGGAGCGGGUGUGGAGGGCACGGCUCCUGCUCAUUGCCAGGGCGACCACCUGUACUGUGAGAGCAAACCUUGGUAGCACUCUCCGGGCCAUUUUCUGACAAAGGUGGCUGUGGUAUCCAUCCAUACCAGUUAGGCCAGGGUGGUGAUGGGGGUUCAGUGUACUGUCUUG